Molecule: messenger RNA, 6629 nt
Organism: Drosophila rhopaloa
Lineage: Eukaryota; Metazoa; Arthropoda; Insecta; Diptera; Drosophilidae
Gene: Nmdar2
Product: glutamate receptor ionotropic, NMDA 2B
Exons: 10
Coding region: 491-3919 (1142 amino acids)
Biological process (GO): modulation of chemical synaptic transmission; monoatomic ion transport; synaptic transmission, glutamatergic
Cellular component (GO): postsynaptic membrane; plasma membrane
Molecular function (GO): transmitter-gated monoatomic ion channel activity involved in regulation of postsynaptic membrane potential; NMDA glutamate receptor activity
Source: RefSeq, a predicted model, not a curated record
UCGUCGCUUUCAGUCCGCAAGACGCGCUCCGUUCCGUUCCGCUCGCUUCGUGCCGUUCAGAGUCCUGUUCGGUUCUGUUCGUCCGCAUCCGCAUCCGCAGGAGCUGCCUGCCGACGUCCAGAGCCAGAUAGCCAGGUUUCAAAGUCUGAGCUUGGCUUGGCCCGGCUGGAGCGGACCGCCCGAACUAGAGCUCGGACAAGUGGACACAACUAACGCCUAGGCCUAGACUCGACCGCCAGACCAAGUGAGCGUUGCGCCCAGGAUGCGAACGUAAACCAAUGCGCAGUACCCAAUUCAAACUCGAAAACUCCCCUGGAAAGCGAACUGAGGGCGAAACGGCUGGCAAGCGUAUCCAGACUGCUGAGGAGAACGCAAUCCAUCCACACGCGGAACAAUAGCAUCGCCCAACCACAUCCCGGCCAGAUGCACUAGAGAGCACCGGAGCACCGAGCACCGGAUCCCAGCGAACUUCGAGGCCCAGUCCACAGUCAUGAUGCCCAGUCGCGUCAAACUGAAAUGCGGCACGGAUGAGCCCCCGAGCCUGAGGACGACCGACGACGACGACGAGGCCCACACCACUUCCAACACUGCCAGCUGCCAGCACAAUAGCAAUAGACGACUAACCCCUCCAAGCGGCUCCCUCCCGCUGAUCCUCCUGCUGCUCCUGCUGAUCCUGGACAGCUGCCACUCCCUCCGGCUGACCAACGGAGGCGGCAGCCUGAGCAAGGGCGCGGCGGCCAACAAGGAGCAGCUCAACAUCGGCCUGAUCGCACCCCACACGAACUUCGGAAAGCGCGAGUACCUGCGCAGCAUCAACAACGCGGUCACCGGCCUUACAAAGACGCGCGGCGCCAAGCUGACCUUCCUCAAGGACUACUCCUUCGAGCAGAAGAACAUCCACUUCGACAUGAUGUCGCUGACGCCCAGUCCGACAGCCAUCCUCAGCACGCUGUGCAAGGAGUUCCUGCGCGUGAACGUGUCGGCCAUCCUGUACAUGAUGAACAACGAACAGUUCGGGCACAGCACGGCCUCCGCGCAGUACUUCCUGCAGUUGGCCGGCUACCUGGGCAUCCCGGUGAUCUCGUGGAACGCCGACAACUCGGGCCUGGAGCGGCGGGCCUCGCAGUCGACGCUGCAACUGCAACUGGCCCCGAGCAUCGAGCACCAGAGCGCCGCGAUGCUGAGCAUCCUGGAGCGCUACAAGUGGCACCAGUUCUCGGUGGUCACCUCGCAGAUAGCCGGCCACGACGACUUCGUGCAGGCGGUGCGGGAGCGCGUGGCCGAGAUGCAGGAGCACUUCAAGUUCACCAUCCUCAACUCGAUCGUGGUCACGCGGACCAGCGACCUCAUGGAGCUGGUGAACAGCGAGGCGCGGGUGAUGCUGCUCUAUGCCACGCAGACGGAGGCCAUCACCAUCCUGCGCGCCGCCGAGGAGAUGAAGCUCACCGGCGAGAACUACGUGUGGGUGGUCAGCCAGUCGGUCAUCGAGAAGAAGGACGCCCACUCCCAGUUCCCCGUGGGCAUGCUCGGCGUGCACUUCGACACCUCCAGUGCGGCGCUCAUGAACGAGAUCUCCAACGCCAUCAAGAUCUACAGCUACGGCGUGGAGGCCUACCUGACGGACCCGGCCAACCGCGACCGCCGCCUCACCACCCAGUCGUUGUCCUGCGAGGACGAGGGUCGCGGCCGGUGGGACAACGGAGAAAUCUUUUUCAAGUACUUGCGCAACGUGUCCAUCGAGGGGGACCUGAACAAGCCAAACAUCGAGUUCACGGCAGACGGUGACCUGCGCUCGGCGGAGCUCAAGAUCAUGAACCUCCGGCCCAGCGCCAACAACAAGAACCUCGUGUGGGAGGAGAUUGGAGUGUGGAAGUCCUGGGAGACGCAGAAGCUGGACAUACGCGACAUUGCGUGGCCCGGCAACUCGCACGCCCCGCCCCAGGGCGUGCCGGAGAAGUUCCAUUUGAAGAUCACAUUUCUCGAAGAGGCACCCUAUAUCAAUCUGUCGCCCGCGGACCCGGUGAGUGGCAAGUGCCUGAUGGACCGCGGUGUGCUCUGCCGGGUGGCGGCCGACCACGAGAUGGCCGCCGACAUCGACGUGGGCCAGGCACACCGCAACGAGUCCUUCUACCAGUGCUGCAGCGGCUUCUGCAUCGACCUGCUGGAGAAGUUUGCCGAGGAGCUGGGCUUCACCUACGAGCUGGUGCGGGUCGAAGAUGGUAAAUGGGGUACCCUCGAGAAUGGCAAGUGGAACGGCCUGAUCGCCGACCUGGUCAACCGCAAGACGGACAUGGUCCUCACCUCGCUGAUGAUCAACACGGAGCGCGAGGCGGUCGUCGACUUCUCCGAGCCCUUCAUGGAGACCGGCAUCGCCAUCGUGGUGGCCAAGCGCACGGGCAUCAUCUCGCCCACGGCGUUCCUGGAGCCCUUCGACACGGCCUCCUGGAUGCUGGUAAGUAGAGACUGCAGCCUUGCUCCUCUUCUGUCCCCCUGUUCAGCCUUCUCACGGGUAAGUGUCCCUGCUCCUCUCUCCCUCUCUCUCUCUCUUUUGGCUCUGUCUGCGUGCCCAGGUGGGCAUAGUGGCCAUCCAGGCGGCCACCUUCAUGAUCUUCCUGUUCGAGUGGCUGUCGCCCAGCGGCUACGACAUGAAGCUGUACCUGCAGAACACCAACGUGACCCCGUACCGCUUCUCCCUGUUCCGCACCUACUGGCUGGUGUGGGCCGUGCUGUUCCAGGCCGCCGUCCAUGUGGACUCGCCGCGCGGCUUCACCUCGCGCUUCAUGACCAACGUGUGGGCCCUCUUCGCCGUCGUGUUCCUGGCCAUAUACACUGCCAACCUGGCCGCCUUCAUGAUAACCAGGGAGGAGUUCCACGAGUUCAGCGGGCUCAACGACAGUCGUCUGGUGCACCCCUUCUCCCACAAGCCCUCCUUCAAGUUCGGCACCAUCCCGUACAGCCACACGGACUCGACCAUCCACAAGUACUUCAACGUCAUGCACAACUACAUGCGGCAGUACAACAAGACCAGCGUGGCCGACGGAGUGGCCGCCGUGCUCAACGGCAACUUGGACUCCUUCAUCUACGACGGCACUGUGCUGGACUACCUGGUGGCCCAGGACGAGGACUGCCGCCUCAUGACCGUGGGCAGUUGGUAUGCCAUGACGGGCUACGGACUGGCAUUCAGCCGCAACUCCAAGUACGUGCAGAUGUUCAACAAACGGCUGCUCGAGUUCCGGGCGAACGGGGACCUGGAGCGGCUGCGGCGCUACUGGAUGACGGGCACGUGCCGGCCGGGCAAGCAGGAGCACAAGUCCUCGGACCCGCUGGCCCUGGAGCAGUUCCUCUCCGCCUUCCUGCUCCUGAUGGCCGGCAUCCUGCUGGCGGCGCUGCUGCUCCUGCUGGAGCACGUCUACUUCAAGUACAUUCGCAAGCGGCUGGCCAAGAAGGACGGCGGCCACUGCUGCGCGCUCAUCUCGCUGUCCAUGGGCAAGUCGCUGACCUUCCGUGGCGCCGUCUUCGAGGCCACCGAGAUCCUCAAGAAGCACCGCUGCAACGACCCCAUCUGCGACACGCACCUCUGGAAGGUCAAGCACGAGCUGGACAUGUCUCGCCUGCGUGUCCGCCAGCUGGAGAAGGUCAUGGACAAGCAUGGCAUCAAGGCGCCGCAGCUGAGGCUGGCCUCCUCAUCGGAUCUGCUGAACCACCAUCAUCUCAAGGAGCGGCCGCCGCUGCUGGGCAACCUGAGCCUCGCCGCCAGCGCCCAAGAUCUAUACAGGUGGUCGUACAAAACGGAAAUCGCCGAGAUGGAGACGGUGCUCUGAAGCGUUUAUGGCUGGAAGUGGAGCUGCUUCUUGCACCAGACAGACACCCGCAAUCGAGCAACGUUUUUAGAGUUACUGGAGCCAGAGUGCAGUCCUAGAGCGAGUACGUCUAAUCAAAAUCAACGUUUCAAAUAAAAUGUAAACUGAAAGCUUUCGGAAGUUAGAGACAGGGAGAUACGAGAUAGCGAAAUGGAACCCAAAGCGCCUCACGAAAACCGCACACACUCAAAAAUCGAGGACGACGUGAAACCUAGAUUUUCAGCCUAGGAAAACCCAAAGAUUGUAUAAAGUUAAACUAAUUGUAAAACAGUAAAACCAACAGUUAAACCUAACGGCACACGGGGAAGAACAACCAAAAAGCAGCCGCCGCACGAGUAUUUCAUAAAAUAAGUUUUAAUGGAGAUCAGGAGGUAGAAGGUAAAAGGAGAAGCUAGGGAGAUCAAGCGUUACAUUUUUGGCGAUUGAACUGUUAACCGUUAACAAGGAGCAGGGGAAGAAGAGGAGUAGAUUCAACCCAGAGUUGGGGAUGUUUGUAUGUAAUCCGUUUGAUUGUUUGUGAUUGUUGUUUCGUUUGUUGUCUUUUUUUGGAUAGUAAAUAUUUACGAAAUCAUAAUCAAGUAAGCGUAUGGCAAGGGCUAACAUACAAGCAGGACGAGAAAGCGGCGCCGGUUGCCACGCCCAUUAUUAAAUAUACACAUUAACAGAUUUAUAUGUAUUUACCUUGCUAUGAUUACGACGAUAUAAAUGUUAUUGCAUAUACACGUACAUAUACAUUUAAAGAACAAGAAACAAGAAAUAUUUACAUAUGAAUAUACAUGUAUGUAUGUACUUAUAUUUUUUUCUGAUUUUGAUAAAGAAAUCGCUUAUGUACCGCUAACAAAAAAACCCAAGAAGAAUAAAAACCAAGGGGGAAAAACAAAAUUUUCAUCUCGCUAGGAGAUACCCACACAACUACGAUGCUUCAUUUUAGUUGCUUCCUUCUGCUUAGCUGGGCAACUGUUGCCAGCGUUCUUUUGUUUCAUUCACUUUCACUUUUAUUUCGCUUGCUCGCCGAGAGAGACCUUUCCCCACCCUAACGCUCACCACCAUUUCAUCAUGGCCAAAAUCUAAACCAAAUCAGAUUUUCGCUUUCUAGUUCGACUCUCUUGCAUGUGGCCUAAAGUUAAUGAAAACACUCUCUCUCACACCCACCUGCACACACCCCAUACACUCACCUAAACAAGAGAUAAAAGAAUAUUUAUAAAUGUGCAUUGUUGUUGUGGCGAGCAAAACGUGCUUAAAUCAGAUUUAAAGUAAACUCAAAAUCGAAUUAAAUAUGUACAAAGGUUAAACUAUUAAACGCAUGAACUAAAAACGCGACGUAAAUAAUGAACUAACUGAAGAAUCGGAGGCGUGUAUUGUGUUGGUAUUUCUUUAUGUGUGUCUUCUAAGUGUCUUGCAAGGAUUACCAAUAAUCAAAGCAAGCACAGAACGUAAAUAUAAACAUCAAAAAUUAACUAACACUCUUAAAUCGGAGUGACAACUAAAACCACUUUUAACACACACUAGUACAGCAACCAAACACGCACGGCUUUUCAGCUGUGUGUGUGCUUCUUUGAGACUCUUUUCGUUUAAGCCAUCUCUGUUUAAUUAAACUAUUAUGGGUGGUUCCCAUUUGUUCCCCGCCACCACUCGUCGUUCAAAACGGCGAGAGCGGGCGAGCGAGACGGCAACUGCAACAGCAACACACCACUACAACAACCAGAGCAACACGUGACAAACGAACUGGACAUCAGCGAGAGCGACACAAGGACACACAACAAAAACAAUGUUAACAGCUAAACAAGAAAACAAAGAAACUUAUUGAGUUUUAUUUGCAAAAGAGUGAUUUUUUGUAGUGGAAAUAUUUUAUACACAAGUUACGGAUGGUUCGAAUGAAAGACAAAGCGAAAUGUUAAUUAUUACGUAUAUGUAUAUAUUUUUUAAGACAAAUUGUUCAGAUUUAUUAUACGAGUACUACCAAACAAAGCGAGUCAAAAACCAAAGCUAAGCCAAAACGAAAAGCAUGAAACUGGAAAAUGAUUUUGCAGACAACCAUUUAGUAUUUAAACGGAGGGCGAAGAAGAGCAGCAGGGGAACAGGGGAAGGGAAGAGAAAACAAAACCUUUACGGACAAAUUAAAACAAGUAAAACAAGUUAACAUUACAUUAUAUAAGUAGUUAGUAAUUUAAAACUAAACCCAAAGAAAAUAAGCUAAACAUUACGACAAAUGAUACUAAAAGCAAACAAAAAAAAGUUUAUGUAUACAAAAAGAUGUUUUUUUUUAAAUAUUAUUAAUGUUAUUAAGUUACGAGUGCGAAUGACGAGCGUCACAUAGUCACACUGUCCAGACACCCACACUAACACGCUCACAGGAGUACACACGAUUAACGAGUGCAUUUUGUUAGGUGUUAAACAUUAAAAAACAAAGGAGAAUCCAAAGAAACAUAAACAUAAAUCGAAAACGAAUCAAUUUUUAAACGCAAAGAUAUCUCCUCGAACAUAACGAAAAACGAAUUCUGAAGAUGGCGCCGGUUAACUUGAAUCUAAGCUGAAUCUAGGCAAAAACUAGCGAAAUAAGUGAGAGCCCACACCUGUCCACACCUCAGCGAAGGUGAAAGCGGGACGGAACGAUGGCUGAUCGUAUUUCAAGUUACUAACACGACCCAAUUUUUUAACCACGCCAACGGAUCGAGCGAAGAAGCGUUUCACGAACAUAAACUAAGCAAAUGGAAUAUGCGUACAUUGUUGUGGUAGUUACAGAUGGCGAGAAGCAUACACGUAAAUUAA